Molecule: messenger RNA, 2941 nt
Organism: Onychostoma macrolepis
Lineage: Eukaryota; Metazoa; Chordata; Actinopteri; Cypriniformes; Cyprinidae
Gene: c04h11orf98
Product: chromosome 04 C11orf98 homolog
Exons: 4
Coding region: 3-479 (158 amino acids)
Source: RefSeq, a predicted model, not a curated record
UAAUGCCCUUUACAUUUUUGUCUGAAUUCGUGGACUUUUAUUAUGUACGGUUCUCUGGCGCUGGUUUCCGGCUUCACAGACACAGCAGCAGCAGCAGCAUGGGACCAGGAGCGAAAAUAAACAGACCCAAAACUGAAUUGGCCAAGAAUCUGUUCAAGAGACGCAGGGUUCUGAGUCAAGAGAAGAGGAAGAAGAAGCGGAUCGUAGGAGCCGUGAUCGACCGGGACAUCAUCACCAAACACCAUCUGAAGAAGCGCAGCUCCAGCUCCAGAGCCAACAUCACGCUCUCGGGGAAGAAGAGGAGGAAGCUGAUCAAGCAGCUGGCGCACAUGGAGCGAGAGAAGAUCGCCACCGAAGCGGAGACGCAGAAGACGCUCCCCGCUCCUCCUCCUCCUCCUCCUCUGAAGAAGAAGAAGAAACCCAAGAAAACCAGAAGAGCAGCGGCAGCGAACCACACAGACACGAUGGAUGUGGAAUAAAGGAGUUUACAGAGCCUGGGUUUGGAUGGACUUCAUGGCAUUACAGCCAGAACACACUUGUGUACAUCUGUUGCUGUGUGCGUGUGUGUGUGUGUGUGUGUGUGUGUGUGUGUGUGUGUGUGUGUGUGCGUGUGUGUGUUGAGAAAAAGAAUAAACUUUGUGAGAGAUGCGGUUAGAUUAAGUGGAUCUGUCUACGGUUUCCACAAAAAUAUUCAGCACCACAACUGUUUUCAACAUUCAUAAUAAUCAGAAAUAUUUCUUGAGCAGCAAAUCAGCAUCUUAGACUGAUUUCUGAAGAUCAUGUGUCCCUGCAGCACAGAAGCAGUCAUAAGCAGCAGCUAUAUCUGCAGCAAUAGCCAACAAUACACUGUAUGAGUCACAAUUAUACAUUUCUCUUUUAUGCCAAAAAUCAUUAGGAUAUUAAGAUCAUGUUCCAUGAAGAUAUUUAGUAAAUUUCCUACUGUAAAUAUAUCAAAACUUCAUUUUUGAUUAGUAAUAUGCAUUGUUAAGAACUUCAUUUGAACAACUUUAAAGAUGAUUUUCUCAAUAUUUAGAUUUUUUUGCACCCUCAGAUUCCAGAUUUACAAAUAUUGUCCGAUCCUAACAAACCAUACAUCAAUGGAAAGAUGAUUUAUUCAGAUUUCAGAGAAUGUACCCUUAUCACUGGUUUUGUGCUCCAGGGUCACAUGUUAUUAUGAUUUCUGAAGGUCACGUGACUCUGAAGACUGGAGGAAUGAUGCUGAAAAUACAGCUGCGCAUCACAGAAAUACAUUACAGUUUAACACAUAUUCACACAGAAACAGCUGUUUUAAAUUGUAAUAGUUUUUACUGUAUUUUUGAUCAAAUAAAUGCAGCCCUGAUGAGCAGAAGAGACUUCUUUCAGAAACUGUUGCGCGGAGUGUGUCGCCCUCUAGUGCUGCAGGUGCGCCACAGCACAGCUUCAGUCGCUUCGCCAGACGUGUAUAUCAGUACGAAUUUACUUGCUUUACACACUCAACGUAUUUUACAGCUUCAUAAUUUAAUCAUUAAAGUAUUAAGCGCUGCUGCUGCAGAUGCGCUUCAUGUUUGUGUCCAGCAGGCGGAAGUGACGCGCAAACAGCGCUCAUGACGCAUCACGCUUUCUCUGCAGAAUCAUGGGUAAUGUAGUUUUCACCAAGAAUUCCGCUGUUCAACAUGAUUAUUUUAAAGUUAAGCGGAUAUAAUGCGGGCUGACUGCUUCAACAAAAGCAUAAACCAUCCAUUAACAACCUCGCGGCUCACAGUAAUCAUUAAAGGUUUACAAGUUAACAUUAAAAAUAAACGCCCCUAUGAAGAAAAUGAAUGGGAUUUUUACUUCCGCUUUUUACAACUCGAUAUUAAACGCACUAAUAAAGUACUGAGUGGCACUAAGUGCAAAAAGCCCGACUUGUUAGCAAAGGCUAUUUACACUAAGUCCGCCCACUAACGUGUGAUUUGGGUUCGUCAACACUAAAAAAAGAGCUAAAUCAACAUUAGUUUGAGUGGCGUGGAUGGUCAGACUCGUGCUAUUGACCCGAGUUCGAGUCCGCCUUUUGCCGAACUUUUUUUCUCUCUUUUCAAAUCUCAUCAGAAAGGCAUUUAUUUUAAGUAAAAAUGAAGGAAAUAAUCAAAAAGUUGAAAAUAAGAGGGUAGAUGUAGGGAGGGCUUUAUUGUCCCAAUAAGGUGGCAUCCAGUUAAUAAUUUGAAUUAAAACUAUCAUUUACACUCAAAACGUUAUUAUUGCAUUCUGUUUUAUAAUGUACUACAAUACUGAGGUGCAGAUAAUUGCCACUAUUUGCAAUAAGUUGUAUAAACAGCAGAAAAUCUUGCUAUUUUAACAAAAUGCUAAUAGAAUCUAUAGCUAUUUGCACUUGGUGUAAAUAGCCGCUGCCAAUAAAUUAUGGAGAAGUUUCGUUACUAAAACUUACGGAAGAUGCUUCGCACGCCACCCAAAUGUAGCUUUUUUAAUAUAUGGAUGUGUACAUUGCUAUUUUACGAACUUUUAAAUAAAAAACUUUAUUUCAGAGCAAAGCUAGGUUCAAUGUCAUCAUUUCUUGAGUCAAGUUAUGUAAAAACGUAGUAGUUAUAAUAAUUUAAAAACGUACUUCUCAUUAGAUCUGUGCCCUUAUCGGUGCGUAGUCACUUCUGUAUAAUGUUGUGGAUGUUCUGCGUAUGGAUUGUCUUGAUGGGUAACAACACUAAAGACACAAAAAUAGAGCACUUUGAGUACAUUAUCAGGGACGUGCGAGUUCCUCCGGGGCAGGGCUCAACUGGAAAAUAGGGGCAAUGUUAAAAAAAAAAAAAAGGUCAAAUGUUACGGGUCAAAAGUCUGGAUACAUAAUUAUUUUAUAUUUUUGCAAGGAGUCACUUAUGGUCAUCAAGCCUGCAUUUAUUUGAUCAAAAUUUUAAAUAUACUUUAAAAUACAUUUUAUGCAAUUCUGAUUUAUUAUCAAUGCUGGAAACCU